Messenger RNA from Rhincodon typus (whale shark), 12315 nucleotides. RefSeq names its product formin homology 2 domain containing 3b (gene fhod3b). Lineage: Eukaryota; Metazoa; Chordata; Chondrichthyes; Orectolobiformes; Rhincodontidae. Gene Ontology annotation, biological process: cardiac myofibril assembly; sarcomere organization; actin filament network formation. Bases 105 to 5198 code for a protein of 1697 amino acids. Gene Ontology annotation, molecular function: actin filament binding. Gene Ontology annotation, cellular component: cytoskeleton; cytoplasm. The transcript has 31 exons. The record is from RefSeq and is a predicted model, not a curated record.
GGAAACAAGAUGUUUUAAAAUAGAGCAGAUUUGCUAGCUGUUGAUAAUAAACUGAUUUUUUUUAAAAGAGAGAGUUUGGUAAUACUUGGCUUUUUUUUAAGGCCAUGGCUACCUUGGUCUGCAGGGUCCAGUUCCUCGACGACACCGAUCCGUUCAACAGCACCAACUUCCCGGAGCCCACCCGACCCCCGCUCUACACUUUCCGAGAGGACAUCUCGCUCAUCAAUCAGAUCCCGGGGCUGCACCGACUGCUUCAAGCUCCUCACAAGCUUGAUGACUGUGCACUGCAGCUGUCCCACAAUGGUACCUAUCUCGAUUUGGAGUCUAACUUGGCUGAACAGAAAGAUGAAUUGGAAGGCUUCUUGGAAGAUUCUGGCAGAGGAAAGAAGCACAGCAUGAUCCUGCGUACACAACUCUCAGUCCGGGUCCAUGCUUGUAUUGAGAAACUCUACAAUUCUUGUGGCCGGGAGCUGAGAAGAGCCCUGUUUUCACUCAAGCAGAUCUUCCAGGAUGACAAGGAUUUGGUUCAUGAAUUUGUCGUUGCUGAGGGUUUGACAUGUUUGAUAAAAGUAGGAGCAGAAGCAGACCAGAACUACCAGAAUUACAUCUUGAGAGCUCUUGGCCAGAUUAUGCUGUAUGUGGAUGGAAUGAAUGGGGUGAUUGACCACAAUGAAACUAUCCAAUGGCUCUACACACUCAUAGGAUCAAAGUUCCGCCUGGUGGUGAAGACAGCCCUGAAGCUGCUGCUGGUGUUUGUGGAAUAUACUGAAACAAAUGCACCGCUGCUUAUCCAAGCUGUCACUAAAGUGGAUCACAAGAGGGGUGCACGAGCAUGGUCAAACAUUAUGGAAAUACUGGACGAAAAAGAUGGGAUUGACACAGAGCUUCUCGUUUAUGCAAUGACUUUAAUAAAUAAGACAUUGGCAGGUUUGCCUGAUCAAGAUUCCUUCUAUGAUGUAGUGGACUGUCUGGAAGAACAAGGGAUGGAAGCUAUUUCACAGAGACACUUGAACAAAAAAGGAACUGAUUUGGAUCUGCUCGAACAAUUCAAUAUUUAUGAGAUGAGCUUGAAGCAUGAAGAUGGUGACGAUGACAGCAUUACUUUAAGUGGACGCAAGGACCGGCGAAGAUCAAGCCUCGGUGUGAAUGAGCGACGUGGUUUAGAACGAAGGAGAAGUCGAAGACAUUCAGUGCAGAAUAUCAAGAGCUCCUUGUCUGCCCCUGCAAGUCCAUGCAGUGCCCUGCCUGGCCAUUUAAGCCCACACUUCCUCAUGUCCAAUGGCCAGAGGCAUGAUGAUCUCAGCGAAAACAAAGAUGAGGCUCAGCUACACUACAUGAUCCGCCCUGCCGAUGAACCAAACCAGUCUGAUGAUGUAUUUGAGGCAAAUCUCUCAGAAUGCAAUGCAGACGAGGAAUACGAAGAGGAAGAACCUGAAGAAGAGCAGCCAGUUACUGAAUCUAAUACUGAGGAUGAGAGGGAAGAUGAUCCCUCUUGUCAGGGUCAGGAAAGUGAGUUGAAGCCAGAUGCAGCAAUUGAAUAUGCAGAAAGUAGUUUCCAGAGUUCAAAAUAUGUAGCGAGCUUUAUCCCUGUGCCUGAAGGGGAAGGAUCUUCCAGCCAGUUCCAGACUCCUGAACUUAACAACCUGCUGUCUAGCUGUUCUCCUAAGUCACCUAGUUCUCUCAGCGAUUACCAACAUCAUUUGCAACCGUCAUCAUUUUCUUCAUCAUCAUCACCAUCAUCAUCUAUUGUCAUCCGUCAGUCACCAGCUGUUCCACAAAACAGUUCUCAAGAUUCAUCAGCAAAUGUUACUCCAGCUUUGUCUCCAAGUGUUGAGAAGUUGCCAUAUCUCAUCCAUACACCUUUCCAUCUGUUUUCUUAUGAUCUGAGUGAAACUCCUAAAAGUGUCAAAGAUAAAGAAGCAGAAAUUAGGGACAGCAGCUUCUCUGUUUCUGUUUUCAGUCAGCUGGAAUCUUCCUACAUGAACAAAUACACUGAUACCUUUGAACCUUAUACCUCCAGGUCUUCUAAUAGAUACAGCAGCUAUGGCAGCAGUGCCUUCGCGGGAUCUCGAUCUUACUCUGGGCUUGCUUCCCCCACCGCCUCCAGCUCUCGCUACAGGACCUCUCUCUCACCUGCUCCUGAGGCAAAAUUGGACAGGCCAGUGCUGGGAGGUCUCCUCUCCUCUUCAUACAGACAGCAUCAAGAGUCACUGGCAGCAGAGCGAGAGAAACGGCGUCAAGAGAGGGAAGAGAGACUACAACGGAUAGAACGUGAAGAAAGAAACCGAUUCAAUCGGGGAUAUAUAGAAAAACGAGAAGAACAAAGGCUGGCAAGAGAAGAAAGAUAUAAAUACCUGGAAAAACUAGCGGCGGAGGAAUAUGAAAAGGAAGCCAGGAGUCGGGUGCCACGGGCACGGAGCGACCUUUCCCUCAGCCUGAGUUCACCUGCUGCCCCGUCGUCCCCUGUCACAAUUUGCAGGACUCCCUCACCUGCAAAGCCUCAGGAGGAGCCUGAGCCUCCAUCCACACUGUGUGAAUCACCGCAGCCUACAGAACUCUCUGCCAGUGAGCAAGAGCCAGAGCCAAAGCCUGAGCCUGAGCCUGAGCCUGAACCAGAGCCUGACUCCGAAGUCGAACGUGAAACAGAGGUAGUUGCUGAGUCAGGACCUUCGGAGCUGGAGACUGGGCAGGGAGCUGAUCGUGAGCCUGAAGAACAUGCAAUCCUGAGUGAGAAGGAGAGACAGAAUGAAGAAGUGAAUGAGAAAGAUAACUGCUCAGCGUCCAGCAUCUCGUCAGCCAGCAGCACUUUAGAAAGAGAAGAAAGGGAAGACAAAGUAACCAGCGACAAUGAAACUGGUAAAUGGACGCAAAGCAUUAAGGAGGUCAGUGUAAAUGAGCAGUGCAGCAACAUUCUCAAUAACAAACGAUUCAUGCUGGACAUGUUGUAUGCGCAGAACAAAAAGACAGAAGAUGGUGAGGAAACAGAGCUUGAGAGAAAAGAGGAGGAAAAACAAGAGUCCCUGGCCACUUUGGCCAGCCGCAUCAGCAUUCUCCAGGCCAGCAAACAGGCUUGUGAGGACAAAGUGAAAAAAAUGGAGAUUGACCAUCUGGAGAACCACGGCAGUGUGAAAGCUUUCACUGACAAAUUUAACAGCGGGGAGCUGAGUAAAGGGCCACCGUUGUCUGAUUCUGAAAUGACUGCUAAGGCUGUGGAUAAAGUGGCUGCACAGCCAAAAAAGGAAUCCGAUUACAUUUGGGAUCAACUAAUGGCCAAUCCAAGGGAGCUAAAAAUCAAAGAUAUAGACUUCACAGACUUGGAGGAGGAUGACGAUGUAGAUGUGUUGGACAUGGAGAACUUACUUAAUUCUGGAGACGCAAUAAUUCCGCCACCACCCCCUCCCCCGCUUUCUUUUAUGGGUUUGCCUCCCCCUCCGCCGCCCCCUUUAUUGUACUGCCCACCUCCUCCCCCAGCACCCGGGGUGUCCACACCCCCACCUCCGCCUUUUGGCCUUCACCAAGCCGUGGGGUCGCCCCAUCUGUCCAGGAGUGAGCCAACAUUUAUCAAGAAGAAGAAAACUAUCAGGCUAUUCUGGAAUGAAGUCCGACCGAUUAAUUGGCAAUACAAAAACCACAAGCGAUGCCGAGAACCCCUCUGGACCCGCCUGGAGCCUGUCAAGUUGGACGUAUCCAAACUGGAGCAUCUGUUUGAAUCAAAAUCCAAGGAAUUGCCAGUCACUAAGAAAACGGCUGCAGAUGGGAAGAGACAGGAAAUCAUUGUGUUAGACUCAAAACGGAGCAAUGCCAUUAACAUUGGACUGACCGUAUUGCCACCACCAAGAACAAUUAAGACCGCAAUUCUGAACUUUGAUGAAUAUGCCUUGAAUAAAGAAGGUAUAGAGAAAAUCCUGACCAUGAUUCCCAGUGAAGAGGAAAAGCAGAAGAUCCAGGAGGCCCAGUUGCUGAAUCCCGACAUUCCUUUGGGUUCUGCAGAGCAGUUCCUUCUUACUUUGUCUUCUAUUAGUGAACUCUCAGCCAGACUCCAACUCUGGGCCUUCAAGCUAGACUAUGAGACAGUAGAGAAGGAAGUUGCGGAGCCUCUGCAAGACUUGAAAGAAGGAAUGGACCAGUUAGAAAACAAUAAAACUUUAAGAUACAUCCUGGCAACAUUACUGGCUAUAGGCAACUUCCUAAAUGCAUCAAAUGCAAAAGGUUUUGAGCUGGGGUACUUGGAGAAAGUACCAGAAGUAAAAGACACAGUGCAUAAGCAAUCACUGCUGCAUCACAUAGCGACUAUUGUGGUGGAAAAAUUUCCAGAUAGUUCGGACCUGUAUUCAGAGAUUGGGGCCAUCACAAGGUCAGCCAAGGUCGACUUUGACCAGCUUCAAGAAAACCUGUGCCAGCUGGAGCGGAGGUGCAAAGCCUCAUGGGAUCAUCUAAAGGCUAUUGCGAAGCACGAAAUCAAACCCAGCCUGAAGCAGAAAAUGUCGGAGUUUCUGAAAGAUUGUGCUGAGAGGAUCAUCAUUUUAAAAAUCGUUCACAGAAGAGUAAUGAACAGAUUCCAUGCUUUUCUACUGUUCAUGGGACAUCCUCCACAUGCAGUGAGGGACGUGAAUAUUCAUAAGUUCUGUAAGAUCAUCAGUGAAUUUGCUCUCGAGUACCGUACCACGAGGGAGCGAGUGUUACAGCAAAAACAGAAACGCGCCAAUCACCGAGAAAGAAACAAGACCAGAGGCAAAAUGAUUACAGAUACUGAUGACGAAGAUGAUGGUGAGACAGGAAAGUUCUCCAGCAACACUGAAACUGUCUCGGGUGAGAGCCAGCCGCACGGAUUGCAGUCUGCCGAAGAGGCAGCAGAACAUGAAAACAUGAAAGCUGUUCUGAAAACCUCAGUACCAUGUGGCGAAGUCACCACCGCUGUGCCAGGGGUGCGGACCCGAACAAGAGCCAGCAGAGGCCGUGUCGGGUCAUGCACUGCAGGCAACGAUGACUCCCCAAAUGCCACAGACGAUGCUGCAGACGAAAUAAUGGAUCGGAUUGUCAAGUCAGCCACUCAAGUGCCAAAUCAGCGAACUGUGCCUAGAGAGAGGAAAAGAUCGCGUGCGAACAGGAAGUCUUUAAGAAGAACAUUAAAGAGUGGCCUGACGCCAGAAGAGGCCAAAGCAUUGGGUUUACUCACCACCUCGGAGAUGCAAGUGUGAGGUGACUGAGCAUGAACUGAGGCAGGAGACGCCGCUAAUGCCUAGACAAGGCACAGCUAGAAACAUCAACUGACAACCAACUGCUGCUCCUGACAUCUGGUCAUCCCCCCCCGCCCCAAGCUCUGUUCAUCAUACGAUGCUGAUGAGAAGCAAGAGCUAGAAAGAGAUGUCGUGUAUUGGCACUAAAGUUCUGACAGCUUUCUAAAAUUUAAAAUCAGGAUUGUUCAGAAGUAUUUAUACCUAGGUAAAAGUAUUGCUUUUUUGUUUUUUGUUUUCAUAUCUAAUUGAAGUGAUGAGGAAAAUUUAUUGAGUAAGCUGUUGUACGUGAUAUGUUUACGUUGACUUUACUUGUGGCCUACUUAUGUAGCAGGAACAUUCACCGUAUCAGUGAGAAUACUGGGUCUUAAAGAGACAGUGUGCUGAUGUUGACAGGCCAACAACCUAGCUGUGUGUUAAAACUUUCUUCUGACAAUUGUGUAACUUCCAUCCAAAGCUAAUUAAUUUAAGAUGUUUUUAUCAUCAAUCCUUCAAUUCUGCAAUGUUUUUAUUUUAUCUUUGUAGGCCUGUUUAGUGAUUGCAAAGGAUUCCCCCCCGCCCAACCCUACUACUGCCCACUGAUGCAUGUUAGAUAUUUCAAAAAAGUUUAUUUUAUGUAUUAUGAAAUGCUGAUAGAGUUGGGCCAGAGAAGGGUCUAAAAGAGGUAACCGAUAUUGCCUUAUUCACUCCGUUUAAGUAAUAAUGCUAAAAGUGGUGGGAUUGUAAAGCACAACAUUAAAUUGGCCUCUUUCUUAGUAAUAGCUUUGCAUUUCUCCUUGAAAUAGUGUUGCAGUAAAAUUUUCUUGACUUCCUUUGGUCAGAGAAGAUAAGAUAAUUGUUUUUGUUGAGUAUGUGUCACAGUGGUUCUAUACUGGCUGAAGAUCAGAACUUUGACCUUAGCUUAUAUGCCUGUUGGGUGAAGAUUUGCCUUGACUGUUCAUUAUUGAAUAGGAUAUUCCAAGGGCUUUCAGAAAGAAUGCAUUUAAGACGUUGCUGCAUGUAGCAUCUGGAGCAGUUCUUCCUCAGACCCUGUGCUGACCAUGGCUUCCACUUUGUAGUUAAUGGAGUAAUGCAGAUUCUGGAGUCAGUGUGUAAACUCACCACUCGUUUGCUGCUGGAGGCUCACAGCUCGCCUUAGCAUGAAGGGUGUGCAUUUUGUCAGAAGCAGAAAGUUUCCAAAGGCACUGGUCUUGCAUUAUACUAAGCUUUGAAUUGUCACAUACUUGAGUAAUAAUGUGUAUGUGCAUUACAUCCAAGAGUGGAAAAUGGGUUGUGGAUUUGAAACAAAAUGACAAACCUUUUGAAUUCUGAAAUUCAGUAGGCAAUCCUUAAUGUUACAGUACAGGUGACUGUUCUUCCCUCGACCUGGUUAAUAGGAGAGCUAGGCUCCUAAAUUGAAAAAUGAUGAGUUUUGUGCUAUGGGGUAUGUACUUUGGAGGAUUGAAGCCCUUGAGAUGGAACAAGCAUAUUGCCAACUGAGUGAGGAGCAAGUCAUGAAUCUGUUAUUUGUGUAAAUUCACUUCAGGUUUGUAAGGUAAUUUAUUGUCCUUAAGCUAAAGUAUUGUUACUGUACGUCUCCAGAGUAUAGGAUAUGUUGAAAUGCAUUUAUGAAAGUGGAAGUGGUUGGAUGCAUGAAAUAGAUCACAAGGAUCUAUUUUUAAUGUGACAAGUGAGGAUAUUCUCCAUCAUAUGGGGACAUUAUCAAUUAAGUUUGGGAUCCAAAGUCAAAAUGUUUUGUGUUGUGGUUGAAUAUGUUUUGAAGCUGUUUUUAACUAUUUUAAAGGGGUUCUAUCCGUUUCAAUUCAGUUCAGAAUUCAGUGCACCAGUAAUUCCUAUAUACCUGGGCUCAAGCUUGUUUAGAUGUGAGUUUAUAAUUAAAUGGGCUGAAUUUAUUUAAUUGGGGUACGUAUCAGUUGGGCCCACUUAAUCCGGGAGAGACUCCACGCAAGUCUUUUGGCAGCGUUAAAACCCAUGUGAUUCUGUGGGCUUCUCCGGAUUAACUGGAAGCUGCUUGGCUUUUCCUGCAGACAGCCUGGAUAACCCUGUCAGAUUUGCCAACGCCUCUUUAGUGGUGGUCCAUUCUGUGCCUGAUCAAGGGACUUGUAUUAAAGAAGGGUGGUGGCACUGAAAGUCACCAGCCCCUCCCUACAACCCUGACUUGCAUGGUGCCCUCCCUCACCUGUGGCCUAUGACGUCCUCACCAACCUGGGGGUCCAGUGAACACAUUGUCUCCAGCUGAUACUGACUGUAUUGUGGGGAGCUGCUGGCUUCUGGCAGGCAGGGCAUCCAACAUCAGCGUCCUUAAUCCCAGGGCAGGCUUAAUGGCAGCCAUUUACAUGUCUGAAGGGCAUUUAAUAGUGUUGGGCCUUUGCAGGAAACAGCAGGGGUGCCCUGCUGGUUCACUGCUAAGACCCUGAUUGGACUAAUUAAAGCCCACCCAAUGCCCCUAUAACUAGUGCUUAAGGGGCAACAAUCUUAAUACAAUAUUUAUGGAAAGGCGCUAUUUAUAAUUUUCUGUUGAGUUCCUAUGAAAAGGUUGAGGCGAAAGAGAUGUUUUUUUUAAAUAGAUAGAAAAUUAUAUAUAUAAAAUGUACACUUAAUACCAGAGAGUGUAUCAAACUCCAAUAUAAUCAGUGGCAAGUAACAUUGUGAAGGGAUUCAGACAAGAUUCAAUUCAAUCAAAGGUCACCUGAGCCCCACAAUUGUGUUGCUACUUUUUAACCAUUGUGUCCCUAUGUAACUUUUAUUCAUUAAACUUGAAAAGUUUCUGAACUAUUUUUAACUAAUAUGCAUUGUAGAACCCAGGAAUAAAUUAACCAGCCCUUGGACCAACGUGGCUGAGCCAAAAAGGUUAUUUUAUUUGCUGCACUAUUUGCUGGUUCUGGCUGUAUUAUUGUCUUACCAACACAUCAAAGAUUCCCACUUUCCAGUGUCUGUUCAGAAUUGAAAACCUUUAAAUCUCCAUGUGGUUUCAUGGUGGCUGAUGCUGAUUAAUCCACUUCUUUUAAAAGCCUGGGUUCAACCUUACUGAGGAGGAAAGAGUAUUACUGGCACUGACUAAAUUAAGCAUCACUCUAAGUUAUUAGUUCAUUUAACUGUUCGAAUAGAAGAAUGUUAAGUAGACUUAUUGGUUUCAGGAGCACUGGACUAAUAUGUGACAAGGCCAAAUAUCUGGAAUCUGUGCCUGAUUCUAAACACAGACCACUUCCAAGGUAUAAGGAAAUUAAAUUGGUGAAUUGCUACUUGAAUUGGGACUCAGUAAAGGAAAGUCUAUAUGAGCACUUCCUUUUCAGUGUUCCUUUCCUACCUUUUUUUAAAACGUUUUUUGUUUGUUUUAAAAUAAGUCAGGAAUUUGCCAUUAUUACCCAUUAGAUUUCCAUGCAUUUUUCCAUCCAGAGUUGCUCAGUGAAUACUAGUUGUUGAAGGAUGUAUUUGUUUCCUGGAGUGUCUCAUGUCGUUUCAGUGCAGUUUUGAUGUCUCCGGUGGGUUUGCAAUCAGAUGCUGUUUCAUGUUUUGGCGUUCACACGUUUCAGACUUUGGUCAGUUUUCUGCUUACUCCAGACUGGUACAAACCUGUCAGCAUUGAAAUUAAUGAUUCAUUUCAGGAAAUGGACAAUCCCUCCUAACUGAUGGAGCUGUAGAGAACAAAGGAUUGAAAAUGAUAUGUUGUCUUGAAGCGAGGACAUAGGUAUUAUUUUAAGAUGUGUAAAAAACCAAUUCAUAUAUAUGUGUUAGAUCCAAAAUAGUGGGCUAAUUUAAACAGCGCUGCCUGCUUUAGAUGAAGCAGUUUCAAGUUUGAUUACAAUUGUUGACCAAAUGCCAAAAGAUCUCAAGUUGGAAUCCAAUUUCAGAACAUUUUAAAUCAACACGUAAAUGAAGUAUGGGAUCAGUUGUGACUUCAUCUAUAGAAAGCAAGCCGACUUGAGGCCUGAACUUUGGUCUAUUGCUCUUCUUUUAAUAUGUGUGACACAAAACUUGACCUUUAGCUUUGUCAGUCUCAUCAUCUAGCAUUGUGUCUCAUUUAUUCCAAUGUUUUAAAUCUGGUCAUUAGCUUCUGUUCCAAAGUACAGUGUUUUCAAUAUUAAAGUUGUAAAACAAGUCAACAAUGAGCUAAGACAGAAGUUGACAAACCAAAGUAAAUAGCACUUUAACAAUUGUGCAUUUACCUAUUUUUUUAUAAUUAUCUCUUUGGGAGAAUGACUAUUAAAAAGACCAUCUGUUCUAGUUUAGUGCAGGGUUACUAUCUGCAGCAUGUUAUGGAAGAUGCCCUUCAAAAUGUCAGGCAGUUACAAGAAGAAUUACAAACUCAAAACCAACUAAACGCAUUUUGCACUUUAAUAGUUCAUCAUUUGACCCUUCAUUAUUCCUUGAAUAUAUUUCUUAAUUUGCUCCUUUUAUUUCUUAUGAUCAUGCCAUUGUACAGCAUCGUGAUUUAACAAAAUAGCACUGUAUAAUGAUUGCAGCACAGACAGAGAUCACUCGGUCCAUUGUCUGCAAAAGCAUCUCUGCUCUUCCCAAUCCUUGACAUUUUAUCAUAGUCCUGAAGUCAAUUCUCUUCACGUAAUUAAAUUGACUUUGAAAGCCAUUUUUGAAAAUACCUCCACCACCAACUCAGACAGUGCAUUCCAAUGUUAACCACUGGUUUUAUGCUUUUUUUAUAUGAUGUUGCCUUUUGGAAUUUUUGCAAUUCACUUUGAAUUGUCACUCUCUGGUUCUCAACUCUUCCGCCAAUGGAAAUAGAGUCUCCCUAUCUUCUCUAUCCAGACCUCUUCUGGUUUUGGCAAUCUUAAUCCUUUACAAUGCCAGGUUUUCCAAUCUAUCUGUGUAACUGAAAUCUCUCAUCCCUGGAACAAUUUUCAUGAAUCUUUUUCUGCAUCCUCUCCAAAGCUUUCAAGUCGUUCCUAAAAUGUGAUGACCAAGUUUGGAUGCAAUAUUCCACCUGAGGCCAAACAAGUGUGACAUAAAGGUCAGCUUAGCUUGUUUUUGUUUUAAAUCUACCAACUUCACACCCUUGUAGACCAGCUAUUCUCAGGGCACUCAAUCAUAAGUUUAUUCUACAGGCUUUCCCACCUAAGCAGCACCUGGUUUCUCAAUCUGAUAGCUGCCUUGAGAAACCUGUAAAGAAGGUAUGAAGGCAGCAGGGCAAUCAGCUUGGUUUCCUGAGCUCAAAAGCUGCUCUCCUGCCAUUCCCCACACUCGCCAUCGUCACGGCUGCUCGCUCCCUCCCUCCUCCUAACAUCCAACAUGUGGACUUAGAAUUGCUUAACCACUGGAAAGUUGUCUGUUCUAACUGAAUACCCUAAACUCCUCCUGUUCAGUAACUGUAGGUGAUAAUCCACAAAUCUAUUGUAAUAAUGUCCUAAGCGUUGUAUCUAAUUUCCUUUAUUCUUCAUAUCUCGGUUUGAACAUUUGCGAAAUGAAAAAUAAAGUUUGCUACCAGUUUUAGAGAUAGUUGCUAGCAUUUAGAUCAGUCUAAAAUGCAGAAAUACAAAGAACGUGACUUUUUUUCAGUUUAGUUUUGGAAAGGCUGAUGUAUCCUGGGAAAAGCAUGUUCUUUUUUUUUUCACCAGUUUUGUAUUUUUUGAUUUAAAAAGAUGCAUUUUUGGCUGCUGUGAUUGCGCAGACACUUUCCCUUCUGGUUUUGAUCUUUGGCUUCAGAUCUCAGCAAUUUUUCAUUUAAAAACUGCCAAAUUAUACCAGCACACAACAGUACCAUUUUCAAAUUAAUCAGCAUUGUACAAUAUACAUUUUGGUGUUGGUAAAACUUCUCUGUUUGAAUAAUGAAAGCCAAUUUUAGUUUUCUAGAAGUCAGCUUUACAUGUGGAUUUCUGAGCUUAAUCCUAAUUGGUAAUCACUUUUCUCUCAUCUGGUUACAGCUCUAAUACUGGGUAAGCCUAAUCAAUUUUCUUCAAUAGUUCGAGAUUUUAGUUUUGUCUUGGCCUGCGACAUGGCAACUGUCUCUUUAACUUACCUGGAUUGCAUAAGGUGGCUACAUCACACUGGCAACAUGAAUGUUGGAUUUUGGAAAGGUUACAAACUGUGUAAUGAAGCUUCCUGGAGUAUUUGGAUAAAACUGAAUCUAUUUGCUUUUUGUGUGUGUGUUUUUUUUUAAGAAAAGGAAAGCAAAUGCAUUCUUUCAAAAAGAAACUAUCCAUUUGCAAUCCUUUGCAACCUGAAGCCAGGCUUCCUCAUAAACUCUGCACUUUUACUGAUGACAGUAGAGCUGAAUAUCAGACCUUAUAGUUUACCAGCCCUUCCGAAGGGCUGCCAGUACAAGAUCCAUAGCCUUGUGGUUCCCUGGUAUGACCAUACGCAAAGCUUUAACACUGUAGCGAGGCCACACAAAUAGUCAUCUCCAAUUUCUGAUUCAAGGAGUUAAAAAGAAAUUCAUCAAUUCUCAUUUAAUUUGAAACUGUCUUCACAAUUAUUAACACCUUUUGUUUUGAGAACUGGGAAUUGUAAAGAGAAUAAACAGUUUUUUUUAAAAGGACUUGUAAAGUAGAAAGAGCAAGUUUCUAAGAACAAUAAGAAUAAAAGAAGGGCAAUGCUGUACAGUUGUGUAAAUGUCGCUAUUCAUAAUUUUUUGUGUAGCAUAGUGUAAAAUAAAUCAAACAUGCUGAAUGCAGUGUUAAUCUGUGAAUUGUAAUUUAAGAAAGCCAUGCAUGGUCAAUUAUUUACUUCACAAAUUGCUCAUUAUAGAUAAGGGAGUUUGUUAUCUGUUACUUUUGUGUGUCUGGAACUACAUUUGUUGUGUAUUUUUAUUUUAAGGACAUGAAACUACUGUUAUUAAACCAUUCACUCCACAGCCAACAUAUAUACAGCCUUAGGAAGCCUUGUUGCUGCGUUAGCUAAUACUAGUGGGAAGGAAAGUUUGUCUACUUUGUCCGUCUUUCCAUCCAUCUGCCAUACUCCCUGCUCCACUAGUACCGCAAUGUUCUCAGACUUACUUCCAGUGCCAUUCAAAGUAAACCUGUGAAACUGGCUGCAAAACCUUGUAUUUUAACUCUCAACACAACAGUUCAAUAGCUUGCAACAACAGUACAGUGUACAAACAUAUUGAAAUAAAGCUUUAUUAAGCACA